This is a messenger RNA of Eptesicus fuscus (big brown bat), 497 nucleotides long. RefSeq names its product 60S ribosomal protein L18a-like. Lineage: Eukaryota; Metazoa; Chordata; Mammalia; Chiroptera; Vespertilionidae. Gene Ontology annotation, biological process: translation. Bases 1 to 432 code for a protein of 143 amino acids. Gene Ontology annotation, molecular function: structural constituent of ribosome. The transcript has a single exon. The record is from RefSeq and is a predicted model, not a curated record. Gene Ontology annotation, cellular component: cytosolic large ribosomal subunit; ribosome.
AUGAAGGCCUCUAGCACGCUUCGAUAUUACAAGGUGGUGGGGUGCUGCCUGCCCACCCCCAAGUGCCACACACCACCCCUCUACUGCAUGAGCAUCUUUGCACCUAGCCACGUUGUUGCCAAGUCCCGCUUCUGGUACUUUGUGUUUCAACUGAAGAAGAUGAAGAAGUCUCCAGGGGAAAUCGUUUACUGUGGGCAGGUGUUCAAAAAAUCCCCCCUUCGGGUGAGGAACUUUGGCAUCUGGCUGCGCUACAACUCCCACAGUGGCACCCACAACAUGUACCGAGAGUACCUGGACCUGACCACCACAGGCACCGUCACCCAGUGCUACCAAGGUAUGGGGGACCGGCACCGUGCCCAUGCCCACUUAAUCCAGAUCAUGAAGGUGGAGGAGAUUGCAGCCAGCAAGUGCCGCCAUCCAGCAGUCAAGUAGUUCCACGAUUCCAAGAUCAAGUUCCCGUUGACGCACCAGGUCCUUCGUCGCCAGCACAAGCCACA